AAGGAUGAGAUAAAGACGAGGGAGAUCUGAAGGAAGAUGGUUUGGAUAAGAUGCAAGAUCAGAAGAAUGAUGUGGAUAAAGGCGAGAAAGACCACAAAAAGGAUGAUUUAGAGCAAGGUAAGGCCGGCCGUGAGAAGGAAGAUGUGGAUAAAGGCAAUAAAUAUCCCAAAGAGGAUAAUUUGGAUACAGGAAAGGCAGGUCUCAAGAAGGAAGAUGCAGAUGACAGCAAGAAAAUUCUGAAAGAGGAGGAUUUAGAGAAAGGCAAGGAAGAUCUCAAAAAGGAGGAUAUUGAUGAAAAUAAGGAAGAUCUCAAAAAGGAGAAUAUUGAUGAAAAUAAGGAAGAUCUCAAAAGGGAGGACUGUGGGGAAGUCAAAGAAGAAUCCAAGAAAGACGAUGUGGAGAGAGGUAGUGCAGCAGCAGAGGAAAGUCUGAAAGUGGACUGUGAUAUCCUCGAGAAAAAGUAUGAGUUAAUCAAGGAUUGUUAUGAGCUGGACCAACAAGCUGCCGAAAAAACAAAAUAUAUGUCUGAUUAUGUAGAAAGAGAUUACUUCCCCAAAGAGAGAAGCGACAAGGACCAUCGCAAAAGGUGGCUGAGUAGCAACACCUGUGGAAGUAGUAAAAGGAGACCUUGGAGUAAAGACUAUACCAGUCAAGAUUAUAACAGGAGCACCAGGAGGGAGAGGAGCAGCAGGAACAGGAGGAAGCGGAGUAGGAGUGGUAGCCGGGAGAGAAGCUGGAGCAAGAGGAGUCGCAGCCGGAGUAGGGGGAGGAGUGGCAGCACCCAGGAGAGAAGCUGGAGCUCACGGCAGAAAAUAGAUGGGGAAGGAAGGAGAACCAAGAGGAAAUCAAGGGAGGAGGAGUCACCACGACCGAGAAAGGUUGCCAGAUAUGGUGAGAGCAGGUGUAAUUAUGAGAGUGAAGACUACAGAUACAGUCAUAGGAAGAGGAAAAACUCAUCCAGGGAAUAUGUUGAAAAAAGUUCAAGAUCUGAAGGAUUAUCAAGAAGCUCAUCAGAAUGGAACAGAAGUGGAACCAGCAGAUCUCACAGAGUUUCCUAUAGAAUGGCAUCACAUUCAUCACCUGAAAGAAAAAGGAAAAGGAAAAGGACGUCUCGAGAGAGGCGGAAGCCAAGCUCCUCUAGAAGAAGUCCAAGCAUGUCACCAUCCUCAUCAUCAUCGUCACAUUCGUCAUCAGAGACGUCAUCGCCUGUAUUGCCUACAAAAUCUUUCUCCUCGCUCACAACUCCAAGAAACGUGACAUCAACUUCAUCAUCAUUACCCAUAGCAUCAGCUUCAUCUCCACCCUCAUUAUCCUCGUCCUCAUCGUCAGUAUCCGUAUCAUUAUCCCCAUCAACAGUCUCCAUACCUACAGUAUCACCAGCUGCUGUAUCUACAGAUUCUGGAUGUGAUUCAGGGAACACCAUAAACCCAGAUGUCAUGAAGCAGCUGGAGAAAGCAGAGGAAGACCUGAAGAAUAAUCUGAUGUCAGAAUAUCAGGUGUUCCAAGAAGUACCAGAAAUCCAUCCUCAGUUUGAAGAGGUGCAUGACAUGUUUCUGGAAGAGUACAGGAGGAAAUUCGGAAAUGUGGAAGACUCAGAAUUGAGUGAUACAAUUUGGAAAAAGUUUUGGAAGGAAGUUUUGCAAGAGAAACAAGAAUCUGAGUGUCAGGAGAAACUUGAAGCACUCCGAAAGCAGUACAAGGUUCUUAACCUUGAAAAAAGCAUAGAUCCGUCCAGAGAUGCGUGUAAUGCUAUUGAAAAUAGUACAGUGAUUAGUCUUAAGGGGCAGUCAGAUAGUACUACAACCCUAAGUGAUACGGAAAAUAUUUCUUGUGUGAAUGAAGACCUAGUAAAAUGCUCAUUGUUGCAAGCAUUUGCAUUACUGGAGGAACUUUCAGAAUUUCUUGGUAUUUUUGCUCCAGCAAUGAAAAUGUUGAUGGAGGAGGUUGUGAAAUUAGGUGUAAGUUCUCAAGAAGCUUUAGAAGUUUUAAGCAAUGAUGAUAAUAACAUACUGAUUAAAACGGUGUCUCACAAACUUUUGAGUCUGAGCAAAGCAGUAGAAAGUCCUCUUAGUGAUAGACUGCUUGAAGGAAGCACUGAAACCUUGAAAUUACUCCAGUAUUCGCUAAUGUCACCGGAAGGAAAGAAAUCCGUCAGUGCUGUUGAUAUAAAAGCUGUUGCAAAAUCAUCCCACGGGAAGGAUGUUUCAUCAACACUUGAGAUGAUAAAGAAAUCACUCAAUGAAAGUGGCAUUAACGAUUACUCAGCGGAGGAUGUUCAUCAAAUUUAUUUAGCUGUAUCUCAUCAGCACUUUGAUAUGGCUUCCUAGAUCAGAAAUAUUUGCUUGUGAUAAAAGAAUUACCGAGAGCAGAAUUUACUGUUAAUAUUAGAAGUGUUUGACAUAUAUCCUUUUUAUUUCUAAUAAAUAAUAUGAAGAUAAUGAAUAUAUUUUUUAUGAUUUCAGACUAGUUUUGAAUGUACAAAUCUUAAUAAGAUUGCCAUACAGAACAUGUUGCAUGUUUUUACCU
Molecule: messenger RNA, 2526 nt
Organism: Penaeus vannamei (Pacific white shrimp)
Lineage: Eukaryota; Metazoa; Arthropoda; Malacostraca; Decapoda; Penaeidae
Source: RefSeq, a predicted model, not a curated record